This is a messenger RNA of Opisthorchis viverrini, 339 nucleotides long. RefSeq lists its product as hypothetical. The coding region runs from base 1 to 339 and encodes 112 amino acids. NCBI's taxonomy places the organism in Eukaryota, Metazoa, Platyhelminthes, Trematoda, Opisthorchiida, Opisthorchiidae. The record is from RefSeq and is a predicted model, not a curated record. The transcript is spliced from 3 exons.
AUGGGGAAAGGACUUUAUGCUAGCUUACUACAAUCACUCAUUGGAAAAUCUUUGUUGAUGCAUUCAGUAACUAACCUGGAGUUUUGGUUAUCUAUGAUACAACUACGGCUAAAACCAUCUCAAAGCUGCGGCAUAUACAGUGGUAGCCAGCUCGCAUAUACUCUGUUUGGAUCGAUAUCACACAUGCCAACGUCGUUCCAUCUGCAAUCUGAUGGCAGAUCUGAGUUUGUGGAUACUGUCAAGCUUGCAUUGACGAAUUCGGAGAGUGGUCGCAUGGGGGUUGAUGUUCUAGAUAUCUUACAGGAGUGUAGUGCAACUUCCCAGUUCACAAUCUCCUGA